Molecule: messenger RNA, 258 nt
Organism: Danio rerio (zebrafish)
Lineage: Eukaryota; Metazoa; Chordata; Actinopteri; Cypriniformes; Danionidae
Source: RefSeq
GUUGGAUCUUUGAACGCCUGCUUUCUUGCCAAACGAGGAUUUGAUGUUGAGGUCUAUGAAUCUCGGGAAGAUAUUCGGCAGGCUAAAGUUGUGAAGGGUCGAAGCAUCAACUUGGCCCUUUCCCACAGGGGACGGCAGGCCUUAAAACAUGUGGGGAUGGAGGAUAAGAUCGUCUCUAAAGGUAUCCCAAUGCAUGCUCGCAUGAUCCAUAAUGUGAAUGGAAAACGUUCUCCAAUACCCUACGGAAAGAAGGGACAG